AUGGUCCCCUGCUGGAACCAUGGUAACAUCACCCGCUCCAAGGCUGAGGAGCUGCUGUCCAGAGCCGGCAAGGACGGGAGCUUCCUCGUGCGGGCCAGCGAGUCCAUCUCCCGGGCGUAUGCCCUCUGCGUGCUGUAUCGGAACUGCGUGUACACGUACCGAAUCCUGCCCAACGAGGACAAGUUCACCGUUCAGGCGUCCGAGGGCGUCCCCAUGCGCUUCUUCGCCAGGCUGGACCAGCUGAUCGAGUUCUACAAGAAGGAGAACAUGGGGCUGGUGACGCAUCUGCAGUACCCGGUGCCCCUGGAGGAGGAGGACGCCGGGGACGAGCCCGAUGAGGACACCGAAUGCGUCAUGUCUCCGCCCGAGCUGCCCCCAAGGAACAUCCCCUUAUCUGCGGGGCCCUGCGAGGCCAAGGAAGUUCCUCUUUUGAGUGAGAGCCCCCGGGUGCCCGAGUGCAGCAGGCGGAGCCUCUCGGAGACCUUGCUUCAGCGGCUGCAGGGCAUGGACACCAGUGGACUUCCCGACGAGCAUCUGAAAGCCAUCCAGGAGUACCUCACGACGCAGCUCGCCCUGGACUGCGAGUCUGUGAAGACAGGCUCCGGCGGCCUCCCGCACCUGAAGAAACUGACCACGCUCCUGUGCAAAGAGCUUUAUGGUGAGGUCAUUCGGACCCUCCCUUCCCUGGAGUCUCUGCAGAGGCUGUUUGACCAGCAGCUCUCCCCUGGCCUUCGCCCACGUGCUCAGGCCCUGCUGCAUGAGGGCCCGGAGACGCCCCACCGACGCUCCCUCAUCCCUCCCGUCACCUUCGAGGUAAAGUCCGAGUCUUUGGGAAUUCCUCAGAAGUUGCAGCUCAAGGUGGACGUGGAGUCUGGGAAACUGGUCAUUAAGAAGUCCAAGGAUGGUUCUGAUGACAAGUUCUACAGCCACAAGAAAAUCCUGCAGCUCGUCAAGUCUCAGAAGUUCCUUAAAAAGUUGGUGAUCGUGGUGGAAACCGAGAAGGAGAAGACUCUUCGGAAGGAGUACGUCUUUGCCGACUCCAAGCUCAUCAAGUCCUCUGUCAUCCGUGUGCCGUGCAGCAAGUCUGCCCUCGAGAUGUUCUGGAAAUCCAGCUGGGACAGACGCCAGGUUGUAGGUAACGCCCCCCCUCCCAAGAAGAUCACGUCCUGGUUUCUCUCCAAGGGGCAGGGCAAGACUCGGGAUGACUCGGCCGACUACAUCCCCCACGACAUCUACGUCAUCGGCACCCAGGAAGACCCCCUGGGGGAAAAGGAGUGGCUGGAGACCCUCAAGCACUCCCUCCAGGAGAUCACCAGCAUAACCUUUAAAAUGGUGAGCCGCAGGGGGAACAAGGGUGCCGUGGGGGUGUCCUUCAUGUUCAAUGGCACUUCCUUGGGGUUCGUGAACAGCCACUUGACCUCAGGGAGUGAAAAAAAGCUCAGGAGAAACCAGAACUACAUGAACAUUCUCCGCUUCCUGGCCCUGGGAGACAAGAAGCUGAGCCCUUUCAACAUCACUCACCGCUUCACCCACCUCUUCUGGCUCGGGGACCUCAACUACCGCGUGGAUCUGCCCGUCUCCAUGGGACAGGUGGUGGCAGAGGAGGAAGAAAUCACAUUCGCUCCGACCUACCGUUUUGAAAGACUGACGCGGGACAAGUACGUCUACACUAAGCAGAAAGCCACCGGGAUGAAGUUCAACCUGCCCUCGUGGUGUGACCGGGUCCUCUGGAAGUCCUACCCGCUGGUUCACGUGGUGUGUCAGUCCUACGGCACGACCAGUGACAUCAUGACAAGUGACCACAGCCCUGUCUUUGCCACGUUUGAGGCAGGGGUCACCUCCCAGUUUGUCUCCAAGAACGGUCCCGGGACCGUGGACAGCCAAGGGCAGAUUGAGUUUCUCAGAUGCUACGCCACACUGAAGACCAAGUCCCAGACCAAAUUCUACCUUGAGUUCCACUCUAGCUGUCUGGAGAGCUUUGUCAAGAGCCAGGAGGGGGAAAACGAAGAGGGGAGCGAAGGGGAGCUGGUGGUGAAGUUCGAGGAGACCCUUCCAAAGCUGAAGCCCAUCAUCUCGGACCCCGAGUACCUGCUGGACCAGCACAUCUUGAUCAGCAUCAAGUCCUCAGACAGUGAUGAGUCCUAUGGUGAGGGCUGCAUUGCCCUGAGGUUAGAGGCCACGGAGACCCAGUUCCCUAUCCACACGCCUCUCACCCACCACGGAGAGAUGACAGGACACUUCCGGGGGGAGAUUAAGCUGCAGACAUCCCAGGGCAAGAUGAGAGAGAAACUUUACGACUUUGUGAAGACCGAGAGGGAUGAGCCGUGCGGGUCCAAGAUACUGAAGAGCUUCACCAGCCACGACCCCACGAAGCAGCUGGAGCCUACCCUCAGGGUCCCCCUGUGCAGUGGCGCCGGCAUGACCGAGAUUCUCAACCCCAACUACAUGGGCCUGGGACCCCUGGGUCCCCCGACGGCCCAGCACGGCAAGCAGGCCCCGUCCCCUGACCAUCAGCCCACCGCCUGGAGCUACGACCCACUGUCCAAGGACGCCUCCCUCGGGCCUGGAAGGGGGGACAGUCCUUCGACGCCACCCUCCCAGCCUCCUGUUUCACCCAAGAAGUUCUCACCCUCGCCAGCGGUCUGGGGCCCCUGCCCCAGGACACAGGAGGCCUGGCCCAGCGACCUGGGGAAGAGCCCAGCGGAGUGCCAAGAGAACCUGCCACUGACCAAGCCGGAGAUGUUCGAGAACCCGCUGUAUGGGUCCGUGAGCGCCUUCCCGAAGCUGGCCCCCAGGAAGGAGCAGGAAUCCCCCAAGUCGCUGAGGAAGGAGCCUGGCCCAGACCCUGCCUCACCCGCCAUCUUGCUCACCAAAGCCCAGGAGACCGAGAACACCAAGGGGUCCAGCAAACAGGCCCCUGUGCCCCGGCUCCGCUCCUUCACCUGCUCAUCUUCGGCUGCAGAGGGCCGACCGCCGGCCGGAGGGGAAAAGAACCCAGGCAAGCCCAAGCCCCCAGCCAGCACCCCGGUGCCCGUGGCCUUGCCCGUACCGGCCAAGAGGCCCGUGAAGCCGUCCCGCUCUGAGAUGAGCCAGCAGGCCCUGCCCGGGCAGCACCGGCCACCCCUGCCCGUCAAGAGCCCGGCCGUGCUGCACCUGCAGCAUGCCAAGGGCCGCGACUACCGUGACAACAGCGAGCUCCCGCACCAUGGCAAGCACCGGCACGAGGAGGGUGCGCUUGGCAGGACCGCCAUGCAGUGAAGCCCCUGGGAGCCACCAGCGAGACACGGAGCCCGGGGAGCGCCACGCAGCCCUGCGGACCUCGGUGGCCUCCCGUCUGCUGCUUCACCACAGGGUUGCUGCGUGGUGGCUAGCUGGAAGGGACAGCCUCCCCGGCUCCAACUUCGCCAUGGUGCUUGGGACCCAAGAGGGUGCUUCAGGCCGCUCCUUGGAAGCCAGAAUCUGGAGUGCAGAUUCCCAGGCUGGGGCAGCGAUCCCAGAUGAUGAAGAUAAUAAUAAUAAUAGUAAUAAUAAUAA
Messenger RNA from Echinops telfairi (small Madagascar hedgehog), 3534 nucleotides. It is a transcript of the gene INPP5D, whose product is annotated as inositol polyphosphate-5-phosphatase D. The transcript has 25 exons. The record is from RefSeq and is a predicted model, not a curated record. Lineage: Eukaryota; Metazoa; Chordata; Mammalia; Afrosoricida; Tenrecidae. The coding region runs from base 1 to 3258 and encodes 1085 amino acids. Gene Ontology annotation, molecular function: phosphatase activity. Gene Ontology annotation, biological process: phosphatidylinositol dephosphorylation.